Molecule: messenger RNA, 1108 nt
Organism: Mercenaria mercenaria
Lineage: Eukaryota; Metazoa; Mollusca; Bivalvia; Venerida; Veneridae
Product: sarcoplasmic calcium-binding protein-like
Exons: 3
Coding region: 108-650 (180 amino acids)
Molecular function (GO): calcium ion binding
Source: RefSeq, a predicted model, not a curated record
UGUGUACCUUUACCAGAGGAGGGUGAUUCACUAGGAAAAUAAUGUCUAAAGUUUGCAUUUUGCCAGCCAGUGCUUCUCUGGGAAUUAGCUUGUAAACAGAGAUCCAGAUGGCUAAAGAGUUUCUGAUUAAUAAAUGGAGGCUAUGGUUUCGGGUUUUGGACGUAAAAGGCACGGGGCAAUAUUCUAGAGAAGACGAAGCACAAGACGAGGCAAGAUAUGCCCGUCUCAGUCACUUGGAUCCAGAGCAUAAAGAGGAGGUAGUCGAAGCCUUGCGAGGGUUAAUGGAUGAAUAUUACUUCCGAGGCAAACAAGGUCCGAUAUAUGAACAAGAAUUUGUCGACAUGAACAACGACGAUUUCAAAGCUGACAAGGGAAAAUUUGAAGAACGUAUGAAGAAGUGUUUCGAAACAGGAUAUAAGAUCUUUGAAACGAAUGGUGACGGAAUGAUAACCAAGGAUGCGUUCCAAAAGGCAUACUUUGCAUAUGGACACAAGAAUCUCGAGCUUGUCAACAAAUUAUUCCAGUCCUAUAAUCCCGUGGACGACAAGGUUCCAGUCAAAACCAUUGCUGAUUCGUGGGUCCUUUUUACAACAAAUGAGGAUAGCUCUGUAAGGGAUGUAGUCAGAGAGGCGUUGGAGGCCGGUCUUUAAGUUUCUGCAGUUUUAUGAGAAAUGGUCUGCAUGUUUCAACAACUGCGACUUUUUAUGCCAUUUCUUCUCAUGAUAAAGUACGAAAGUAUAUUGAUGAUGUAAGUUGUCAUCUAAUAUAAUGAAUUACAUGUUGGCAGAAAAUUUUGGAAAUGUCAAACAUUGCAUUAGACUAUGACAGUUUGUAGUGUUCAAGCUUAUUAUCUUUAUAGCAUUUAUUAUCAAAAGUUGUUUUUUUUUAAAAAUACUGAAGUUCGUUUUUCAUUUCGUAUUGGUCAUAAUUGUUUGUCUUGUUGUUCUCUUUUCUAUGGUUUCAAAUAAUCUGGUUUGAACAAGUCGUAGAAAUUUUUCAAAGUACAUACGCAGAAGCUGGCAGAAAAUUUACUUACAACUUAAUACAGAUAUCACUUACUACUUGACUUUAUAUAUUGUAUACAAAUAAAUUUGUUUAGUAACAUGAA